Molecule: messenger RNA, 1018 nt
Organism: Helianthus annuus (common sunflower)
Lineage: Eukaryota; Viridiplantae; Streptophyta; Magnoliopsida; Asterales; Asteraceae
Product: myb-related protein 306
Exons: 3
Coding region: 62-949 (295 amino acids)
Biological process (GO): response to auxin
Source: RefSeq, a predicted model, not a curated record
UAGAGAAAGAGAGAAAAUCUAUAUCUAUAUCUGUUGUUUGUAAAAGUUUUUAUUGGGUAAUAUGGUAGAGAAGAAAGGACCUUGGACUCCUGAGGAAGAUGUAAGUUUGGUCUCUUAUAUUCAAGAACAUGGUCCUGGCAAUUGGAAAUCUGUUCCUACCAACGCUGGUAUGUUGAGAAGUGGUAAGAGCUGCAGACUAAGAUGGAUAAAUUAUCUUCGACCUGGGAUCAAGCGUGGCAAUUUUACCCAACAAGAAGAUAGGAUGAUUAUUCAUCUGCAAGCACUUCUGGGCAAUAGAUGGGCAGCAAUGGCUUCUUACCUUCCACAAAGAACAGAUAACGAUAUUAAAAAUUACUGGAACGCCCAUCUUAAAAAGAAGCUCAAUAAGUCUGUCUCCAACACUGAGUUAGCAUCAUCAUCAUCAUGCUCACAAGCCAACACCAUUGCUAAAGGUCAAUGGGAAAGACAGCUCCAAACCAAUAUCCAUUUGGCAAAACAAUCUCUUUGUGAUGCCCUAGCACUAGACAACAACUUCACCACUUCGCCACCGCUGCAGCAGCUACACCAACCAUAUAUGACCUCUCUUGCACCUCCACCACCAGGAAACUUUAGCACCACCCCUUACCCGUCCAGUGUUGAAAACAUUACGCGAUUGCUCCCAAACUGGCUGAAGGACUCCCAUAAAUCCUCACAACCGAGCUCUGAAAGUAUCAGUACAUUCAACCACCAGUUCCUCAGCCCUUCAACAAGUGAAGGGUUUAAAAACUACAACAAUUUGGAUGUUUCAGAGACAACCAGCUUGCUGCAUAAUGAAAGCAGACCAGACACUGAGGCUCAAAUGCCAUCUUUUAGUUUCUUGGAGAAUUGUGCGUUUGAUGAAGCUACUGCACAAGAACAUGAAGGCUUUGUGAAUAUGCAGCCCUUAGAUGAUAAUGAUGACUUAUUCUAGGAGGGUUUUGGGGUAUAGGAAACAUUGGCUUUUUCUAUUUUGUUUGUAAGUCGGUUUAAAGAAAGUUGU